Messenger RNA from Spinacia oleracea (spinach), 910 nucleotides. RefSeq lists its product as uncharacterized. Gene Ontology annotation, cellular component: SCF ubiquitin ligase complex; cytoplasm. Gene Ontology annotation, molecular function: protein binding. Gene Ontology annotation, biological process: SCF-dependent proteasomal ubiquitin-dependent protein catabolic process. The coding region runs from base 156 to 641 and encodes 161 amino acids. The transcript is spliced from 3 exons. Lineage: Eukaryota; Viridiplantae; Streptophyta; Magnoliopsida; Caryophyllales; Amaranthaceae. The record is from RefSeq and is a predicted model, not a curated record.
AUAUUACUAGAUUUAUCCUCCUAACAUUUUGGGGAGGAAAUGGAGAAAUAUAUAGUGGUGUCAUCUCUUUCUCUCUCCUAUUCAAGGGAAUAUAGAAGUAUAAAAAAGGGAAAAUUUUUGGAGAUAAAUCUGGAAAUUUGAGAUUUUCAAUAUAAAUGGAAGGAUUACCAGAAGAGCUUUGCCUUAAGAUCUUCUGUUUCUUGGAUUAUAAGAAUCUGUCAACUGCUCAGCAAGUUUGCAGGAAAUGGAAUGUCUUGGGCUCAGAUAAUACUUUAUGGGCUAACCUCUUCAAGGAGAGGUGGGGUGAAGACCGUGCUGUGAUCUACACUCCGGCUAAUUCAAAGUCAUGGAAAGAUAUGUAUAUAGUGCAAGACCGUUGUGAUCGUGUUGGAUUAGAAUUGAAGAUAAUUAGAGAGGGAGUUGAUUAUUACCUCAUCCGCCGUGGUGAAAUACGUCGUCAUUUCGGUUCAAGGAGACAGCGGAAAGGGCAAGAGGCUAGCACGUUGAGCCGUCCGGGUGAACUUACUCAAGACGGGUCUUUGGUAAGAGGAUCUAGUUAUGGGAUCCUAGAGAAGAUGCUGUUCUUUAUUGGGGAUUUGGAGGUUGCUUCUAAUGAAGCGAAACGAAGCCGAUUAAUGUGAAUAAAUUGAUGUGUUUGUAACCCCUUGUUAUCCACAAAGAUCUGUAUGUAAGCUUAUUUCUCUGUUGUAUAGUUGUAUGCAUUAGAGCAAUACUAAUUUCUCUGUUGUAUAGUUGUAUGCAUUAGAGCAAUACUAAUUUCUCUGUUGUAUAGUUGUAUGCAUUAGAGCAAUACUAAUUUCUCUGUUGUAUAGUUGUAUGCAUAAGAAAUCCUCUCACUUAUUUGUAAAUCUCACUGGAUGAUUUGUAAGUGUCCACUCCUUAAUCCUUA